ACCUCCCGCAAGCAACCAACACGCUCUUCACCAUCUCUAUCAGUUUCGCAGGGGCACCGCAUCCUGCCAUAGGAACAGCCCCAAUUGCCCGCAAACCACCAAAAGCUGCGGUAUUUUUGGCCAAUUAGCCUCAUGUGAUCUGCAUCUGCAUCUGCUCUGCUCCCAAAAGCAACCAGCUUUCCUCUCUUUUCUCCCCUUCUCUCUCUCUCUCUCUCUUCCCCUCUUGCUCGGUUUCCUGCCAGGCUCAUGGCGUCGACAGCUUCGAGAUUCAUCAAGUGUGUGACGGUCGGGGAUGGAGCUGUUGGGAAGACCUGCAUGCUCAUCUGCUACACCAGCAACAAGUUCCCAACUGAUUAUAUACCGACGGUGUUCGAUAACUUCAGCGCGAACGUGGUCGUGGAAGGAAUUACUGUCAAUUUAGGGCUUUGGGAUACUGCUGGCCAAGAGGAUUACAACAGAUUGAGGCCGUUGAGCUAUCGAGGGGCGGAUGUCUUUGUGCUCGCUUUCUCCUUGGUGAGUCGGGCGAGCUAUGAAAAUGUUAUGAAGAAGUGGAUACCUGAACUUAAUCAUUAUGCGCCUGGAGUCCCUGUGGUCUUGGUAGGCACUAAGUUGGAUCUUCGUGAAGAUAAGUACUAUUUGACAGAUCAUCCUGGUAUGGUGCCUGUUACUACUGCACAGGGAGAGGAACUCCGUAAGCAGAUUGGGGCUGCAUAUUACAUAGAAUGCAGUUCAAAAACUCAGCAGAAUGUCAAGGCAGUUUUUGAUGCUGCCAUCAAAGUAGUUAUUCAACCUCCCACCAGAAAGAAAGACAAAAAGAAGAAAAAACCACGGCAUAGGUGUUUACUAAUCAGGAACGUUUUAUGCGGUAGGAAACUUGUAUGCUUCAAGUGAAAGCACUCUCAGUGGUUAAUAAAAUCUUUCCCUAAUGCUUGUAUCCUGAGCUGAAGUUUGAGAAUGCAUCAGAUCAAGUUUGACAGUGCUGGAGUUCCAUAUAUAUGCAAGCUGCUCAAUCUUAGAAAAUGGGCAUGUUAACUUUGAAGGUUUGUAGAUGUUUUUUCUACUUAUAGGAUUGGCUUUUGUUGUAAUUAAGGCUUCCUUGCAAUGAUAAUUGGUUUAAACUUCAAGUUUAACCUGAAAUAACAUGUUUGUGUCAAUGAGUUCCUGUAGUAGGAGUGAAUUUGAGAUUGUAAAGGCAAAAUUUAUUGUGUCAAGAUAAUUUGUUUAAACCAAAUGAAACCAUGCUAUAAGCGUGCUAGAAAUGUGAUUGUUGUGAUUAAUGUGAUUGUUGUGAUUA
Molecule: messenger RNA, 1294 nt
Organism: Zingiber officinale
Lineage: Eukaryota; Viridiplantae; Streptophyta; Magnoliopsida; Zingiberales; Zingiberaceae
Product: rac-like GTP-binding protein 3
Exons: 8
Coding region: 247-891 (214 amino acids)
Biological process (GO): cortical cytoskeleton organization; small GTPase-mediated signal transduction; regulation of cell shape
Cellular component (GO): cytoskeleton; cell projection; plasma membrane
Molecular function (GO): GTPase activity; protein kinase binding; GTP binding
Source: RefSeq, a predicted model, not a curated record